Molecule: messenger RNA, 1422 nt
Organism: Haliotis rubra (blacklip abalone)
Lineage: Eukaryota; Metazoa; Mollusca; Gastropoda; Lepetellida; Haliotidae
Exons: 6
Coding region: 71-889 (272 amino acids)
Source: RefSeq, a predicted model, not a curated record
CAAGUGUUACAUCAUCUCACUCUUGCAUGUGGGAGGAAUACAUCCUGCACGGCAUCAUGCUCAUUUGUGCAUGCUGUUCUGGUUCAGUUCCAAGGCAAAGCCGCCAAAGUAUGACGCUCUUUUUGGUGAGAAUGAGGAUGCAGCAGUUUACGAGCCAUUGACAUUCAGUCCACUGAGCCUAUCCCCUCACCUGUCUCCCCCAGCCUAUGAUGUGUCAGAGCAACAGGCGCUGGUAGACCGUCUUGUUCACCAAACUGCAGAGAGGAACACUGAUUCUGACGUUGCUGUUGUCUGUCUACCUCCGCCUUAUGAGCCAACAAUUAGAGUUGCCGAUUCUCCCCCAUCGUAUGACUCGCUGUUCGGUCGAGUUAUUGCCGACCACAACCACAGCAGCAGCCGAAUCGACUUUCUAAAAAAGUUCUAUGAACUUUUGAGAGAAACAUUGGGAUGUACCCUGUUCCUGGGAAUCAUCAUGGCAGUUCCGGUGACAAUGAUUGUGAUGGGCUGCAUGCAUCUGUUCGACUGCCCGGCAGAGCAGUACAUUCCCCUGUAUCUCCUAGUGGGAGGCAUCGCCUUAUCAGCCAAGAUCAUCAAGGCCUUCCUGGAGAUGUACACAUGCAAGGACUGUCCCUUAUUCCAGCGUGGGAGGGGCAAAGAUGCACUGGAGGUGCUACUUGUCUUCUUUAUUGUAGGAUGGUUUAUAGCGGGGAACAUGUGGAUAUAUCGAACACAAGGCCAGUUCGACAGUAGGAAUCCUGAAUCCCCAAACUAUUGCUCUCCUUAUGUGUUCUACUUUGCCUUCUGGCUCACAACGUCAGUGUAUAUACUGUUGGCUCUCUUUCUAUGUUGUAUGUAUGGCAUCUCAGCUCUCGGGGGCAAGUCAACAUAGGGGCGGAUCCUCCACUCCGUCACACCACUGCCAUGGGCCAAUUUGCAUAUCAUGUGAUCAGACUUUACUCUUGUUUGUAAACAAACGCUUAUUCUGAAACCAGGAGAGACUGCCUAAUGCCAGCCUUUCGGUGUGCUCUUCAUAUUUGUUUCGCAUCAUAAUCUAUACUUCUACAACUACGACAGUGAUAUGGAUGGUGGCUACAUGUAUUCAUCAAAGUGAAUGUGCUGUUGGCUUUCCGUUGGGCUUCAGUGACAACUCAUGGAGCCGUACAGCCGAUGUCAUCAAUAAAUGACUACACAAAUGGAAAUAGUAUUUCAUGUUUAACGAUGAUUUCUCCACAGAUAUACGUUCAGAUAUGUGGACCUGUCAAACAUGAAACAGACAGAUGAAAAUCAUGCUCUCGAAAUAGAGUGUAAUUGUUACAUGAUAGUUAUCUGUGACAGAAAUAUUCUUCCUAUCAAAAGUUUAGACUCACUAGUGUAAAUAUAGCCACUAAUUCAGGCAACCAGUGUUCUAAACUAAAUUUUGCA